AGGAAGGUUACGACUCUUACUGAAGAACAAACUAAGUUUGUCAAUGAGAGCCAAGAGAAGUGUUACCGCCUUCUUCGUGAAACCCAUCCAAAAGGAGCUCAUUUUGCGGAAAGUGUCAAGCACAUUCUUCAACGAGAACUUGAAUGGGCAAGGUGGAAGAGCGAGUCAUGCCCAAACAUGGCAGACCUCGCGGACAAACAGCAAAUGCAACCCUAUAAAAAGCGGCCGCGAACAAAAUUUGAUCCCAACGAGAUUGACAUUGGAACGCCUGAAUUGACGAAACUGUGGAGCAUCGAACCCGAUCUUUUAUCUGCUUGUAAGGAUAAAAGGCGGAAAUUUGCUCCGGCUCUAGCAGACUUUCUGCGAGAUCCAAUAGAUGAACUCGAUCCUGAUCAACAGGUGGAGGACCAGUACAAAUCAACUCGAGACCCCGCGUUCCAGUUUCGUGCCUGCAGACUGCUUAUGGUAGAAAGCUCACAGUAUAUUUCUGCUCAAAAUCAACAGACCCUCAGUAUACCUCAAUUUCUUGAUAAUGUAAUAUUGAAGACGGGGAAAAAUAUGGAUGAGUUUCGAACGGAACUUCAAGAACGGGAAGAAAGGCAAGCAAGAAGAGCGGUGGAGGAGUCGUUGUUACGAAAUCGUUCGAAUGGCGUUGAAGGAUCAGCAUCGCCGGGUCCCGAUUAUGAAAUGAGUGACUCAACAUUAGCAAAACUAGCGUCUAUAUUGGCAUCCCAAUGGAAAAAGUUGGCGGAAGCCAUGGAAUUAAGCGACAGAAGAAUACAAGAGUUAAAGGGUCAAACAGAUGCCGAAAGCUGCUCUGCAGUUAUAAAACACUGGACAGAAACAAAUGGUCGUUAUUUCAAGAAACUAAGGAAUCUCCUACUCCAUGCGCAUCUCUUGUCAGAAGUUGUCGUCGAGGUUCUGAAGGGCUUGAAAGAUGGGGACGACAAGGAAGCAAGGCUGUCAAGACGGCGGCGAAUGAUGGAGAGAACAGAAAUCAGCUCAGAUGAAGACGAGGUUUCCGUUGCCAGUGGUCGAGUGUCGGAGGCAAGUGAAGGUGAAUAUGACAUUGAAGAUAUUGCUCGAAUCAAAGCCAAAGAGUACUUGCAAAAACUUCACGAAUCUGGAAAAACAGAAGAGGAGAUAGGUGAAACACUCAAGGAAGACGCUGCAGUCAAAGCAGGAACAUUACGACGACAGCUGGCUGACUUGGCAGAAUUACGUGACGAGGAAGAGAUGACUUACAGAGCGCAUAGGUUCAGUCCCCUUUCGGUAGCAAUUUCACCUUGUGGAAAGUUCGUUAUCAGUUCGGGGAAAGAGUCAAGCAUAGUGAAAUAUGAUAUUAUCGCACGAAAAAUUGUUGGAACUAUAAAACGUACAAAAACCGGUGGUGAAGGUCAGAAAGCGCAUCACGGACACAUUUUCGCGGUGGCCGUUUCUCCUGAUGGGAAGUAUAUCGCGUCUGGUGGCCACGAUGCUGUUUUGAAGAUCUGGGAUUUCAAUACCCUUGCACAUGUGCGGGAUUUCAAAGGGCAUCGUGCGCCAAUUACGGCCCUUUGUUUUCAGCUGAAAAGAAAUUGUUUGUUCAGUGCCAGUCGCGAUCGAUCUUUAUGGGAUUUGGACCAAAUGGGCUUAGUUGACACCAUGUAUGGUCAUCAAGAUGUCGUCAUGAGUGUAAGUGCUCUUCAAAAGCAGCGAGUGGUUACAGCUGGAAGGCAAGAUCGAAGCUGUCGCCUGUGGAAAGUGGAAGAUGAGAGCCAGCUGGUAAGAGCUGCUACUUUUUUAUACAAGGGGCGGCAAAUGACGGCAAAGUGA
This is a messenger RNA of Cooperia oncophora, 1815 nucleotides long. The record is from the annotation of a GenBank genome assembly. NCBI's taxonomy places the organism in Eukaryota, Metazoa, Nematoda, Chromadorea, Rhabditida, Trichostrongylidae.